Molecule: messenger RNA, 1614 nt
Organism: Cucumis melo (muskmelon)
Lineage: Eukaryota; Viridiplantae; Streptophyta; Magnoliopsida; Cucurbitales; Cucurbitaceae
Exons: 2
Coding region: 1-1614 (537 amino acids)
Source: RefSeq, a predicted model, not a curated record
AUGAGAGGACGUCGGUUCAAAAAUACUCCACCACGGAGACCUUAUCGACUCCCAUCUGAAAAAUCUCAGGCGGAGGUUUCAAGCAGACUAUCUGAGUCUAUGCCAGAAACUGUUGAUUCUCCUAAUCCUACGUCUUCUAGCUCACAUGCACCGAAUGUUCCUGAGACUAUUGUGUCUGAUAUGGAUUCAAAUGACCUAGAUGACGAAAGCUCGUCAACUGAAGGAGUGUUUGUUCCUACUCCUGGUAUUCACCAUACUUCAAAUAUUCAACCUGGACCUUCAAUUCACUCUCCUUUCAUUCGUUCUCCUAUUUCAGAACCACUUCCGUCGAAACCGAAUACUGCCCAUGCAAUUGUUCCUGGUGAGGUUUCUAUUGAACCUUUGGUUAGAACUGAUGUUUAUAAUGAUGAGGAUGAGCUGAAUCCUCCCAAUCCUAAAGUCCAUAGUGAAGAAUUUUCUGAUGUUGCUGAUAAUAACCUAACUGCUUCACCUGCUUCUUAUGCAAUCCCUGUUGAAUCACAGCCAGCAAAGAAGAAAUCUCAGCAGAAUCGACGUAACAUAACUGCUGGCAGAAAGAAGAUUCCUCCUAAGAUUUCAUCUGUUUUGAUCGAUGGAAUAUCUUUUCAUCACGAGGAGAACGUUCAGCAUUGGAAGUUUAUGGUUCAGCGGAGGUUAGCGGAUGGGGUAAAUGUCUCUGUUAAACAUCAGUCUUGCAUAAGUAUCAUGAAUCUUAUUGAAAGGGCAGGUUUAUCCAAAACUAUUUCAAAUGUCGGACCAUUCUAUCCUCAGCUUAUUAAGAAGUUUAUAGUCAACUUGCCUGAUGAAUUUAAUGAUCCUAGUAGCUCAGAUUAUCAGACCGUUCAUAUUAGAGGUUUCAAAUUUAUAAUUUCGACUGCGGUGAUAAACGGUUUUCUAGGAAACUUUGUUGCUCUUGACUGUUCUUUAUCGUCUCCUUCAAAGGAAGUUUUAGCUUUUGUGCUAUCUGGUGGGACUCUCUCUUCAUGGCUUGUCAAUGGUAUACUUGUAGUUGCUCUUAGUGUCAAAUAUGCCAUACUGCAUAAGAUCAGUAUUGCUAAUUGGUUCCCAUCAUCCUAUGCCUCCAGUGUGUCUGCUGCCUUAGGGACUUUCUUAUAUCGAAUUUGUAAUGACGACAAGGUGGAUACAGGCGCUUUUAUACAUAAUAAGCUUUUAAGGCAUGUCGGUUUGUUUGGGGUCAAGAUUCCAAUUGCUCUCCCACGGUUCUUCUCUAGUAUGCUCCUUCAUUUGAAUGUUGUUGUGAUAACUGCAUCUGAUGCUCUUGGACCUAAUCCUAAGACAUUAUCCCUCAGCUACAGACUUUUUCAGGGUAGUCAUGUGCCUGAUAUUGAUCGUGAUGUGCAUCCUUCUCGAGGGUCGGGCAUCUUCGAUUCAAGUGACUGGGAUGAGUCUGCUGAUGGCUUCUUUGUUGAUCGCGAAUUAGCUUCUAGAAUUGUUAAUUCACUUACUGUUGAAUCUCGAGCUCUGUCUAAUUCCAUCAAUCUGUUAUCUGAAUGGCAGCUAGAAGUUGACUUUCUCAUUCGUCAUUUAAAGACUUUUACACCAUCAACCAGUCAAAGGGAUCAUGGAUCUGACUAA